AUGCCGCGAACGGUGUCUGAUGGGGGAGAAGACGACCACGGCGCCGACGUUGCUAGCCGGACGUCAUCACACCGCCGCAUGGAGCACGGGCAUGGGUAUAAGGUCGGCGUCCCGCCGAAGAAGAACUUCUUUACCGAGUUCUCUGACGCGGUGAAGGAGACGUUCUUCGCUGACGACCCACUGCGGCAGUACAAAGACCAGCCCAAGUCCAAAAAGAUCUGGCUCGGCCUGCAGCACAUCUUCCCGGUGCUUGACUGGAGCAGACACUACUCCCUCGGCAAGUUCAAGGGUGACUUCAUCGCCGGGCUCACCGUUGCCAGCCUCUGCAUACCCCAGGACAUCGGUUAUUCUAAGCUUGCUAACUUGCCAGCAGAGGUUGGAUUAUACACUAGCUUCGUGCCGCCUCUGAUAUACGCGGUGAUGGGCAGCUCCAGGGAUGUAGCCAUCGGUCCAGUGGCCGUGGUGUCGCUGUUGCUCGGGGUCACUCAGGCAGCGCUUGGAUUCUUCAGGCUAGGGUUUAUCAUAGAGUUCUUGUCUCAUGCUGCCAUUGUCGGAUUCAUGGCCGGUGCUGCCAUCACCAUUGCUCUUCAGCAGCUGAAAGGAUUCCUUGGAAUUGCAAACUUCACCAAGAAAUCUGAUAUUGUAUCUGUCAUGAAAUCAGUUUGGGGAAAUGUUCACCAUGGGUGGAAUUGGCAGACAAUACUGAUAGGAGCGUCCUUCCUGGCAUUCCUUCUGGUUGCCAAGUACAUUGGAAAAAGGAAUAAAAAGCUCUUCUGGGUGUCUGCAAUCGCACCUCUCACUUCGGUGAUCAUAUCCACAUUUUUUGUGUACAUCACUCAUGCAGAUAAGCAUGGUGUUGCAAUUGUCAAGAACAUAAGGAAAGGCAUCAACCCACCUUCAUCUAGUCUCAUAUACUUCACUGGCCCAUACUUGGCAACAGGAUUCAGAAUUGGGGUAGUAGCUGGAAUGAUAGGCCUAACGGAAGCAAUUGCAAUUGGAAGAACAUUUGCUGCCCUCAAGGAUUACCAGAUAGAUGGGAAUAAAGAAAUGGUGGCUCUAGGAACCAUGAACAUUGUUGGUUCAUUGACUUCUUGCUACAUAGCCACAGGUUCUUUCUCACGGUCAGCAGUUAAUUACAUGGCUGGCUGCAAAACAGCAGUGUCAAAUGUUGUUAUGUCAACUGUCGUAAUGCUUACAUUGCUGUUGAUCACCCCAUUGUUCAAGUACACUCCAAAUGCCAUCCUUUCCUCAAUCAUCAUAUCAGCAGUGCUUGGUUUAAUUGACUAUGAGUCGGCUUACCUUAUCUGGAAAGUUGACAAACUGGACUUUCUAGCAUGCAUGGGAGCAUUCUUUGGAGUCAUAUUUUCAUCAGUGGAGUAUGGCUUGCUCAUUGCGGUUUCGAUAUCUCUUGCUAAAAUUCUUCUCCAAGUAACACGGCCAAGAACAGUUUUACUUGGAAACCUUCCACGAACAACUAUAUACAGGAAUGUAGAACAAUAUCCUGAUGCUACCAAGGUUCCAGAGGUGCUAAUUGUUAGAGUGGACUCAGCUAUAUAUUUCACAAACUCCAACUAUGUUAAAGAGAGAAUCCUGAGGUGGCUAAGAGAUGAGGAGGAGCAACAACAGGACCAGAAGUUGCCAAAAACUGAGUUUCUAAUUGUUGAUCUGUCUCCUGUAAUUGAUAUCGACACAAGCGGAAUCCACGCUUUGGAGGAGUUGUUGAAAGUUCUUGAAAAACGCAAAAUUCAGCUGGUUCUUGCCAAUCCUGGGCCAGCGGUGAUCCAGAAGCUCCGCUCAGCUAAAUUCACGGACAUGAUUGGUGAAGACAAGAUAUUCCUCACGGUCGGCGACGCCGUGAAGAAAUUUGCCCCCAAGGUGGCGGAUAAUGUCUGA
Messenger RNA from Miscanthus lutarioriparius, 1893 nucleotides. NCBI's taxonomy places the organism in Eukaryota, Viridiplantae, Streptophyta, Magnoliopsida, Poales, Poaceae. The record is from the annotation of a GenBank genome assembly.